AGCUUCAAAUAUAAUCCAUCACCAAAGUACAAAACAUUCCUGAUAUGGGAUUUAAUUCAUUUGUCUUAUGGGGAACAACCCUAACUGCUCGUCCUAGUUAUAAUAUGAAAGAAAUGAUAUAGCAUCGCUUCCAAGCACAUGUUAGUUGGAUAGCUGGACUAUUUUCGUCACCUUGCAUUUUCUUAUCUUGCAGUUGCAGAGGUCCACAAAGUUGAAGUUGGGGCCUUGGGGGAGGCCUAUAAAUUUCAAACCACAGUUUUGUAAUUGCAAAUACUUUCAAAUCAAGUUUCUUUCCUCCAAAUUAAUACAAGUUGAAGCUCAGUUGCAACGAAAAAUGGGGUCGACUCGAUUUUCUGGGAUUUUCAUUUCAUGUCUUCUGGUGAUCAUAGGCCUCAGUGAGGCUCAGUUGCAACUGGGUUUCUAUGCCAAGAACUGCCCGAAAGCAGAGAAGAUUGUGAAAGACUACGUCGAGGAGCACAUCCACAACGCACCCUCACUUGCUGCUGCUCUCAUAAGGUUGCACUUCCAUGAUUGCUUUGUCAGGGGUUGUGAUGCAUCUGUUCUUCUGAACUCGACUUCAAGUAACCAAGCUGAAAAAGAUGCUCCCCCAAAUCUAACCCUCAGAGGGUUUGACUUCAUCGACAGAAUAAAAAGCCGACUUGAAGCUCAAUGCCCUGGAAUAGUUUCAUGCGCAGAUGUUAUUGCUUUGGCAGCAAGAGAUUCUAUUGUUGCAACAGGAGGUCCAACUUGGAAGGUUCCAACAGGUAGAAGAGAUGGGGUGAUCGCAAGGAGGGCAGAAGCCUUAGCCAACAUUCCACCCCCAACUUCCAACUUCAGCAAUCUCCAAAGAAUUUUUGCCAAUGUGGGUCUUGAUUUGAAGGACUUGGUCUUGCUAUCUGGUGCUCACACAAUUGGGGUCUCUCAUUGCUCAUCAUUUUCAAACCGCCUUUACAAUUUCACCGGAGUGGGUGACCAGGACCCCGCUUUGAACACCCAAUACGCAGCGAAUCUCAAGGCCAACAAGUGCAAAACUCCAACUGAUAACACCACAAUUGUUGAGAUGGACCCUGGAAGCGUCAGGACUUUUGACCUAAGCUACUACACACUUUUGCUCAAAAGGCGAGGGCUCUUCCAAUCCGAUGCUGCUUUGACAACCAGCUCAACAACUUAUAAUCAUAUCAACCAACUGCUCAAAGGUUCACUGCAGAACUUCUACGAUAAGUUUGGAAAGUCUAUGGAGAAAAUGGGUCGGGCUAACGUUAAGACUGGAUCGGCUGGCGAGAUUAGGAAGCAAUGUUCAGUUGUGAAUAGCUAGAAAAUGAUAAUCUUUGGUUAAUUUUCGGUCUCUUUUUUUUUUUUUUUUUUGUUGUGGUAAAAUUGAUAAUGAUUGUAAACUGCAUGUAAUGAUAAUCUUUGGUUAAUUUUCGGUCUCUUUUUCUUUUCUUUUUUUGGUGUGAUAAAAUUGAUAAUGAUUGUAAACUGCAUGUUAUGCUUUUUGAUAUUAUAUUGUUUAGUAUGAAUAAAAUUGAGGUCCAUUUGGAGUGUUGCUUUCUCGUAGUCAACUUUGUCUUCGUGUAAUAUUAAAUCAUUAGAGGAGGGAUAUUCGGGAGAAAAAACUGCUCGGAAAAUGUAAAGAAAAUAGUUUAGAGAUUUGCUUUAAUUAAUAGGGAUUUGAUAUUAUUUGAUUUAGAGAGGUGUAUUCAAUCAAGAAUUUGAGAGACUUUAAUGGAAUUAUAAAUUCAUGAUUUUUAUGAAGUUUAAUUGAUUUAUAGAGAUUAAAU
Messenger RNA from Pyrus x bretschneideri (Chinese white pear), 1781 nucleotides. RefSeq names its product peroxidase 3. The coding region runs from base 335 to 1315 and encodes 326 amino acids. The record is from RefSeq and is a predicted model, not a curated record. Gene Ontology annotation, cellular component: plant-type cell wall; plasmodesma. Gene Ontology annotation, biological process: response to oxidative stress; hydrogen peroxide catabolic process. Lineage: Eukaryota; Viridiplantae; Streptophyta; Magnoliopsida; Rosales; Rosaceae. The transcript is spliced from 4 exons. Gene Ontology annotation, molecular function: peroxidase activity; heme binding.